Molecule: messenger RNA, 2459 nt
Organism: Juglans regia (Persian walnut)
Lineage: Eukaryota; Viridiplantae; Streptophyta; Magnoliopsida; Fagales; Juglandaceae
Exons: 5
Coding region: 233-1015 (260 amino acids)
Source: RefSeq, a predicted model, not a curated record
ACCUAUUCAUUGGGUAAUUAAACAUUUAAAUAUACGAAUAUACGAUAUUUUUAUUUUCACAAACCCUAGCUUUUUUCCCCCUUUCAAGCCACAGAUCACAAGAAACACAAAUCCAUUUGAAUGAGAAGCACAACUCGAUCAAGAAAAGAAAGCAGGAUUCCUCAGUGUCCGAAUUCCGCACGAUCAUCGAGGAAGGUUUUGUGAUUUUGAGUUUUGCGUUAGCAUAACAAUCAUGAGAUUCAAGAAGGGGGGUAAAGUUGAGGUACUGAUAAAGAAAGAGGUGCCUCCAGGUGAGUGGCAUUGUGCUAGGAUUAUCUCAGAUAAUGGGCGCACUUACAGUGUUGUAUUUGAAGGUCCUUGCAGCAUGGGAAGUGAGGCACUUGUGGAGCGAGUGCCAAGGAAGGCCAUUAGGCCUUUCCCUCCUGUGGGAAGUGUGGAGAGUUGGGUGGUUGGAGAUGUGGUGGAAGUGUUUGAUGUUGGUUCGUGGAAAAUAGCCAUGGUUUCGAAGGUCUUAGGCAGGGAUUAUUAUUUGGCUAGGCUAUUGGGAUCUCAUGAGGAGUUCAAAGUUCACAAAUCCAACAUCCGGGUGCGUCAGUCUUGGCAAGAUAAUGAAUGGUUUGUGAUUGGAAGGGGUCAAGGGAGUUGUGAGGUGGUGAAAAGUGACAAGCCAUCUAGCUUGAACUGUCAUCAUAUGACUUCUGAGUUUCCGCAAUUUAAUACAAGGAGAAAGAUGCAGACAGGAAAUAAUUGUGUGGCUGCUCAAGACAAUACUUGUUUCCAGGAGUCUCAUAUUGUCUCAUCUAGAACAUUGAAGAGAUUUUCCCCUUAUUUCUCCUCUCAUAUUGAAGCAAAUACCAGAAAAAUGAGAGGAAUCCAGAAAGAGGGUGAGCAUAGAAGACUGAUUUCAGAGUCAGUAUCCCCAUUGCUGGAAAAGGGCCAAAGUUGGAGGCUUGCAUGCCUUGCUUCCAAAGGUCUGAAGAUGAUACUGGAUUUUGCUGCCUUUCUCUGGGCUUAAACAAUUGGGCAAGAACUGCAUCCAAUUUUACAUAAGAUGAUGGAUUACCUCUGUGUGGUAUCAUUAUUUAAUCUGGUUCGAUGAUAUAGUUGAUUUCAGGUCUGCUGGGAACCAUGGACACACGUGGUGCCUAUGUGAAACCAGUUUUUGAAACAGCUGGGAGAUCAAUCUUGAUAUGAAGGUCUUCGUAUUAAACUUCUUUUUCAAAUAACUCACAUGACCAUGUUUUCUUACAUAUAAAAUCUUUAUUUAGUGUAUCAAGUUUUCUCUUAUUACUCUGGAUAAGUUUCUGUUAAUUUAGUUUAAUUUCCAAUCAUUUCUUCAAAUUGACAGGUAUGAAUUUUUCUAGUUUUCUAUUGCAUUUAAUAUUUGAUAGAUUUGAUGCUACUCUUCAGUGAUUGUAUAAUCCAUAAGAUCUACUUGAAUGAUUAUCUGUGUUUCUGGAAGUCCUAUUGUGUUACCGAAGUCAACCCACAACCCUUGCACUUUUGUUAAAGACCUGGGACAAUAUUUCAAAGCUCCCUUCCGAUACCCUACGUCCUUGCUUUCCCUUUUAGCAACUUUCCCCUUUAUACUUUUCAUGGUGGAUAUCUACUAAUCAGUAAUAGGAAGUGGUUUCUUUCACUCUGUUACUUAGGGCAUGAUGACUUAGGUUUUUAAUAAAACCCCAGCCAUACAUACCAUGGAAUUCUUAUUUGGAGGGAGAAUGGAGACCUUAUUUAUUGUUGAUAGUUAUACUCAAAAAGCAACAAACCUGAUCAAUUAUAAAAUUGAAUGAUAAGAAGCUAUCAUUAUAAUGAACUAUGGACGCAUAGUGAUGUACUCUGGGUUGAUUACUAUAUGAUUUGUUGCAUGCCCUCAUAAGAUUAUGAGGUCUGGAGGGAGUUGGCAUUUAUUAAAAAAUCAGUGACCAUCAACAGCCUGGUUAAAAGAAGCAAACGGAGAAAGGAAAUGUUGUGAGCUUCUGGAGAAAAGUGUGCAGAACAUUGACUUGAAAUAUUUGCAGAUCAAGGUGCAAUUGCAGAUCAAGGUGCAAUGGGUCACUUGAUUAUCAAGUCCAGCCAUGGAAUUCCUUGGGGUUUGCUGAUGAUGAGUAUGAUAGCUCUGAUCCAAUGGAGGGUGAAUUUCAUGAAAUCCGAUUAUUCAGUUGAAUUUUAGGUCUUGGAAUUCUGACUGUUAGUCAAAUUGACAUUCAAAGUAACUAUAGGCAUCUCUGUUUCUUAAAACCAAGUAGUUUUACCAACUUGUAGAAGGAUGCAGUGCGAAAAUAUGGACGAUAUUCAUAGGGGAUAUGUGGACAUGGAAGCACCUCAACAUUGGAAAAGGAAAUCUGAAGAGGACUGCAUAGAAGGAUGACAAUCUGACUGAUACUGAAGAAAACACAGGGGCGGCUCAAUGCACACGGUGGCCUAAGGCCAGAAUUUAAAACGAGAUUAUUUUUAUA